AUGCAGCUGCAAAUUUGCAUUUGCUUGGCAGUAAUAUGGUGCCUGUUGGAAGUGGUAUCCUCAAAUCCACAAACACUUCUGCUAAACCAGGGGUGCAGUCCGUUCAAUGUGACCAGUUUUUCAGAUUUCAGCAGAAAUGUAAAUGCAACGUUGACAGAACUUCGGGGGCAGUUAGAGAACAACAUUUACUUUGCAGUGGCUCAAGAAGCAACCGGUUCGGACCCUGUCUAUGCCAUGGUGCAGUGUCGGAAUUACAUGUCUAAACAAGACUGCAUCUCCUGCUUCACCACUGCUUCAUCACAAAUCCGGAACUGCUCUGCUGCCAAUGGUGCUCGUGUCAUCUAUGAUGGCUGUUUUCUCAGGUACGAGAGCAACGUAUUUUACCAACAAAACACACAAAUAGGACACCAGGGGGUUUGUGGGAAUCGAACAGCAACACAACAAAGUGUUUUUGAAACGACAGUUGGAGGGCUAUUGGGGGAUCUGAUAGUGGCGACGCCUAGGAUCAAGUCAUUUUUUGCAGCAAGCAGCAGGCAAGUGGUUGGUGUAAAUGGCAACGUAACAGUUUAUGGAGUGGCACAAUGUGUGGAAACCAUCGACGAGAGAGGAUGCAAAGCAUGUUUGGAUGUGGCCUAUGCCAAUAUUCAAAGAUGUCCCCCUAAAUCAGAUGGUAGGGCAGUAGACACUGGAUGUUUCCUCAGGUACUCAGACUUGCCCUUUUUUGGGGCUAACCACACCAUUGAUAUUAGGCCCUUCCUGAAAAGUGGAAAUACAAGCAAAAGGAAUGCUCUUAUUGGAGGGCUGGUUGGAGGGGGAGUCCUCUUGGUGCUUCUAAUUUUAUUGCUCCUUUGGGUCAAAACAUCAAGAAACAAAAAGGCUGUUCCUCAAGGUGAUGCAGAGGGGGCACCUGAAUUGCAAGGUCCAUUGAGUUACACUUAUAAAGAGUUGAGUUUUGCGACUUCCAACUUUAGUGAACAAAAUAAAUUAGGUGAAGGAGGUUUUGGGGAAGUAUACAAGGGUAUAUUGAAGAAUGGAAGGGUGGUAGCAGUAAAGAAACUAGCGAUAAGCAAAUCAGAAAGGGUAAAAGCAGAAUUCGAUAGAGAAGUGAGGCUUAUAAGUAAUGUUCAUCAUCGCAACCUGGUUCGCCUUGUUGGAUGCUGUAGUAAAGGCCCCGAGCUGCUCCUUGUCUACGAAUUCAUGGCUAAUGGCAGCCUUGAUAAGCACUUAUUUGGUGAAGGACAAGGUUGUUUGAAUUGGAAACAGAGAUUUGAUAUAAUACUAGGCACAGCAAAGGGACUUGCUUAUUUACACGAGGAGUUUCAUGCAUGCAUCAUUCAUCGGGACAUCAAACCUGGAAAUAUACUUUUGGACAGAGAUUUUCAGCCUAAAAUAGCAGAUUUUGGAUUGGUCAGGCUUUUACCUGCGGAUCAAACUCAUCUUAGCACCAAAUUUGCUGGAACUUUUGGAUAUACAGCACCAGAAUAUGCAAUCCAUGGGCAAUUAUCAGUAAAGGUUGAUACCUAUAGUUUUGGUGUGGUUGUCCUUGAGAUCAUCAGCGGCCAAAAGAACACUGAAACCUCUCUCGAUCCUACUGCUGAGUACCUUCUCAAAAGGGCAUGGCGACUAUACGAAGAUAACAUGGCAAUGGAGAUAGUAGACAGAAGGUUAGACCCAGACGAAUAUAAUGUAGAAGACAUGAAAAGAAUCAUAGAAAUUGGUUUCCUAUGCACGCAAUCAUCGGCUGCUUUGAGGCCUACAAUGUCAGAAGUGGUUGCUUUGCUUAGAACAGUGAGCUCCUUAGAGCCUACAAGACAGCCCACUAGACCUGCCUUCAUUGAUUCUGAGACAAGGAUUGGUCCUCAUGAACAAGAUACUUCUACUUCUACUGCCUCUUCUAAUGCAACGAAUUCUAUCUCUGAGCUUUCCGCUCGUUGA
Molecule: messenger RNA, 1935 nt
Organism: Durio zibethinus
Lineage: Eukaryota; Viridiplantae; Streptophyta; Magnoliopsida; Malvales; Malvaceae
Product: cysteine-rich receptor-like protein kinase 2
Biological process (GO): protein phosphorylation
Molecular function (GO): ATP binding; protein kinase activity
Source: RefSeq, a predicted model, not a curated record